Pomacea canaliculata is the source of this 1803-nucleotide messenger RNA. RefSeq names its product UPF0748 protein YngK-like. Bases 216 to 1715 code for a protein of 499 amino acids. The record is from RefSeq and is a predicted model, not a curated record. The transcript is spliced from 7 exons. NCBI's taxonomy places the organism in Eukaryota, Metazoa, Mollusca, Gastropoda, Architaenioglossa, Ampullariidae.
GAUAAGAAAAGUGCCGACUGUUUAGUGCACGCCAAGGCUGUGUUCGACAUCCACCCUCUUAUCAAAUGUACCUGUUGCUUUUGCCUGUAAACCUUUAGCUUCAGUCAGAAUUCUUGUAGCUUUUUAAACCGAGGUCUUUACUGAAGGUCACACUGGCCAAGAAAAGGUCACUGAAAGUACAGUUGCUUUUCUUACGAAGUAUAAGCAGCUCCAAAAUGGCGUUUCUUGUUCUGGCUGCAACGCUUGUCGUGGGAACAUCCUUCUGUCACGCGGAUUCUGUCGGCAGUGUCUUCCAAACACCGGCCCCCACCUGGCCUGCGCGAGAGUUUCGUGGUGCAUGGGUGGCAACCGUGUCUAACAUCGAUUGGCCGACGUCUAGUCACUCCACACCCAGCGCCCAACAAGCCGAGCUGCGAGCUCUGUUCGACACACUACACAAACUUAAUUUCAAUGCCAUCAUCUUUCAGGUGCGCACGGAGGGCGAUGCUUUCUACGAAAGCAGAUUCGACCCAUGGAGCAGAUUUCUGACGGGCCAGCAAGGGAAAGAACCGAGCCCCAAGUGGGACCCCCUGUCCGUCGCCAUCCAAGAGGCUCACGCGCGUGGAAUGGAACUUCAUGCCUGGUUCAAUCCCUACAGGGCCAGGUCAGGAUCCAGCAGUAAAACCGGUCUGGCCAGCAACCACAUCGCUAACCAGCUGCCCCAGUACACCUACGCCUAUGGCAACAACCUCUGGGUGGAUCCCGGUGCCAGCGAGGUCAAGAGCAGGACAUACAGCACCAUUAUGGACGUCGUUAACCGCUAUGACGUCGACGGCAUUCACUUCGAUGACUACUUCUACCCGUACCCCGUCAGCGGCGAGGAGUUUCCCGACAGCCACACGUACAGCGCCUACAAGGCUUCCGGAGGAAAUCUAUCACGUGACGACUGGCGUCACCAAAACGUUGACUGGCUGGUGAAGAAGCUGUCCAUGGACAUCAAGGACUCCCGCCCCUGGGUCAAGUUCGGCAUCAGUCCUUUCGGCAUCUGGAUGAGUGGACAGCCUUCUGGAGUUGUGGGUCUUUCUUCAAAUACAGCCUUGUUUGCGGACAGCAGGAAAUGGUUGAUGGAAGGGUGGGUGGACUACCUAACUCCUCAAAUCUACUGGGAGAUCAGUGCUGCGCAUCAGAGUUUCACGGCCCUCUCCGACUGGUGGCUGAAUCAGAACCCCAAGGCGCGUCACUUGUACCCGGGGUGCGCAACAUACAAAAUCGUCAACAGCAACUGGUCGAUAACCGAACUUCAACAUCAGGUGGAGCAGACCCGCGCCAGAAGAAGUCGCCAUGACCUGGGCAACAUUUUCUUCAGCGCCAAGUACUACAAAGACAACACCCACGGCAUCGCUGACCUCUUCAAGUCCACAGUGUACGCCAGCCCAGCCUUGCCCCCUUACAUGGAAUGGCUUCACACAAACACUUUUGGUCCCUACGUGCCGGAGGGUGUGGCUGUCAAAAGCGGGACCAUAACGUGGAAUGCCACUUCAAGCGACGGGGUGCGAGCCCGCGCCGUGUACAGAUUUGAUGACAGCACGCAGCACUGGGUCUUGAAGCACGUGCUGCCUCCUCACACCAGCAGCCUGACAGUAGAGCCCGGCCAGUACGCGCUGACGGCAGUAAACCGGGUGGGAAGAGAAAGUAACGCCCAAACCGUCAUUGUAACGACUCCACUGGUUGGUUAAGCACCGAUGUUCGCUGAAAAAGGUCUAUUUGACGAAACAAUUGCAGUUUGUUAAGGAACAUUAAUAAAGGUUGGAUUUUACUCAAGCA